GAGAAAAUGGCGUCUGAAAACACUCCUGAAACCCAAGAGGAGACAGCCUCUCUGAUAGAGAAGCUUCCAGAGCAGGAUGGACAGGAGGACUGUUCCACAGUGGCCGAGCAAAGGGAGUCCAAGCUCACUCUGUACCACUGGACCCAGUCCUUCAACUCUCAGAAGGUGCGUCUGGCCAUCGCAGAGAAGGGUCUACGCUGUGAGGAGUACGAUGUGAGUCUGCCGCUCAGCGAGCACAACGAGCCGUGGUUCAUGCACCUGAACCCGACCGGAGAGGUGCCGGUGCUCGCGCACAAAGACAACGUCCUCUGUGACCCGACGCACAUCAUGGACUACCUGGAGCACACCUUUACUGACGGAAGCACCCCCCGGCUGAUCCCUGAGGAGGGCAGUGCGUACUUCAUCAGGGUGCAGCACUACAGGGAGCUGCUGGACUCCCUGCAGAUGGAUGCCUACACCCACGGCUGCAUCCUCCACCCGGAGAUCACCGUGGACUCACACAUACCGGCCUACGCUGCCACGUGCAUACGAACACAGAUUGGGAACACUCAGUCUGAGCUGAAGAAACUGGCGGAGCAGAACCCGGACCUCAAAGACGCUUACGUAGCAAAACAAAGGCGCAUAAAAUCGAAGCUGUUGGACCAUGACAACAUGAAGUACCUGAAGAAGCUUCUGGACGAGCUGGAGGGGGUGAUGGACCAGGUGGAGACGGAGCUGCAGAGACGGGUGGAGGAGACGCCAGAGGAAGGCGGUCCAUCGUGGCUGUGCGGAGACUUCUUCAGCAUGGCUGACGUCUCUCUGGCGGUCACCCUGCACCGCCUCAAGUUCCUGGGUCUGUCCCGGCGGUUUUGGGGCAGCGGGACCCGGGGGAACCUGGAGACGUACUACGAGCGGGUGGUGCAGCGCCCGGCUUUCAGGAGGGUGCUCGGCCACGUCAACAACAUCCUGAUCUCCGCCGUGCUUCCCGUGGCGUUCCGCGUGGCGAGGAAGAAUGCUCCGGUGAUCCUCGGCACCACGCUGCUCAUCGGGGUCCUGGGAGGGGGGGCGUACCUUGCCUUCCUCUACAUGAAGAGGAGGCUGACGGUGUCCUUCUGAGGGGGAGAGAUGGAGCUGCUUGAGGGCUGGGAGGUAGAUAAACACAGGAACAUUACUCUGAAAUCAUGAUGGAAUGAUGUGAGGUUAAAGUCCAGAGAUGGAUGACAUCAUUCUGCAGACUUCAGCGAUAAGCGCUUAUUAAAACAAACUCUAAUUUCUUAUUUUCUGGGUUGCUGGCUGCACAAAAUGCACUUUUAGCAACCCUUACUGCUGCUUUACACACCAACAGGUCACCCUGGUAGAUUUCAGAUCACAUUCACAAUGUAUUUCUGUUUCUGCAGCUUCAAAACAACACAGCUUAUGCAAUGAAUGCUUUGUUAGAAGGUAUGAAUACAUUAAAUGAAGACAGAGGUUAAAAAAACCUGGUGUUGGAUCAAAUAUUUAACCUAAGGCAAGACUCAGAUAAAGGUUUCCAUCCCGUAGAGAUCAUGUGUCAAAAUGUCUGAUAAAAUAUGCUGAAGGGUCUCAUCUUAUAGGUUGGAUGUUUGUGUUUGUACAACUCAUAUCCUUAAACAAGGUAAGAUGGAUCUUCAUGUAUUCCUGAGGAGAGUUGCUGUGCAGCAGGUGCAGUACAAAGAAAGUGCAACUAUAAAUAUACAUAAACAUAUAUCAGAUUUUCAGUUUGUGUAUGUAAAAUGUCAAAUAAACCUCAACUAAAUUAAGUAAAUAUGUAUGAAUGUGAAGUGAAAGACAUAUAAAGACAAAAUCCACAUGAAUGUAAUGUUCCUCUCUGACAAAAAUUGAAAGACAUGUCCAUAGAUCUGGACUUUAAAUGUAAGCGAUGCAACCGUAGAAUAACUUCCUUAAUGUACUGAAAUAUCUCAGACAUGAUAAAGGCAUACUUGAUUUAUAUAUAGGAUGUGCUUUGUCAUUUACCAUUUAAUUCUUGUACAUUUCUUCUCGUUAGACAUUUCAAACGUACACUAAGAGACGGCUCUCUGAACUCUGCUCAGUAAAAUAUGCAUAAACGUUGGACAAACGCUCUGCAGGAUGUCCCUGAUGCCUCAUGUUUUACUGUUAGACUCUAUUUAACAAAAGCUGAGUGAAUGCUUUUCAAUCAAAUAAAACAUCUGUGUGAAAUCAAACUGCU
This is a messenger RNA of Eleginops maclovinus (Patagonian blennie), 2185 nucleotides long. RefSeq names its product ganglioside induced differentiation associated protein 1 (gene gdap1). The record is from RefSeq and is a predicted model, not a curated record. Gene Ontology annotation, cellular component: mitochondrial outer membrane. The transcript is spliced from 6 exons. Gene Ontology annotation, biological process: mitochondrial fission; mitochondrial fusion. Bases 7 to 1095 code for a protein of 362 amino acids. NCBI's taxonomy places the organism in Eukaryota, Metazoa, Chordata, Actinopteri, Perciformes, Eleginopidae.